Molecule: messenger RNA, 1110 nt
Organism: Drosophila innubila
Lineage: Eukaryota; Metazoa; Arthropoda; Insecta; Diptera; Drosophilidae
Product: putative gustatory receptor 59d
Exons: 3
Coding region: 1-1110 (369 amino acids)
Biological process (GO): sensory perception of taste
Cellular component (GO): membrane
Source: RefSeq, a predicted model, not a curated record
AUGUUUGACGUGGUCAAGUGUCUGUUACGGAGCGGCUAUUACUAUGCUCGGUUCAUGGGCGUGAUUAACUUUGAUGUGGAUGUGCGGACAGGUUCAUUGCAUUGGUUGAUGAACAGCAAAGUGAUACAUGGAUUCUGGUCACAAGCUAGUUAUCUUCAUGAAUACGUAUUCAUGGCCAUAUUGGCGUGUCGCGUCCUCUGCAUUGUUUUCACAAUAUUCACACGUUGGUGGCAACGUCGGCUCUACAUUCGACUUGUGAAUUCCUUGCAACGCAUAGCAAAAGAAAGGCCACAAGUGAUGAGAUUGUGGAGACGAGGAGUUAUAGCCAAAGUUGUGAUCAUUACCUUGUCGGAGGUAUUUCAAUUGAUACUAAGUCUUACGGCUCUGCGAGGUAAAUUCUCAUUUCAAUUGUUCUUUGGCCUCGGAAUUCUGUCAGCAAUCACAGCUCAAGUCGAUGUAAUAAUCUGUCAAUAUUAUUUCGCACUGCUGAAUAUCCAUGGGCAUUAUAUUCUACUGAAUGAGGAGCUUCGCCAAUUGCUGGAUGAGACCCGCAGUCUGGAAACUGAACGCCGAAAGGGUGUUUAUAUUAUCAAAUGUUGUGCCCUGGCGGAUCGUCUGGAUGUCAUAGCUGGAACACAAUAUCAGCUGCAGAGAUUGAUCCAGCAGAUAUUGAACAUCUUUGGACUACAGAUCAUGUCCAUGUCCUUUAGUUACUACAUGUCCACAGUUGGUCUUAUCUACUUCACCUUUUCCGAACUUCGUGCCUCGACAAUAACUUUCAUGUGGAGCUACGUGGGAUUGGCGGUAAUGGCCGUCGAAUUUGUUUUUUACUUUACAGAUGUGCAUAUCACAGUCAACGUUAUUUACGCUGUUCUAAAAGUACACUCACUGAUGUUAGAUCUACUCUCCCAGCAUGCAGUGAUUGCUCACAGAUUGGAUGAACGUCUGGAAGCAGCCUUCGAGAGCUUUCAACUGCAACUGGCUUUGAACCCUUUAAAGUUCUCUGUGCUGGGCCUCUACACUAUCAAGAAACCGAGACUUGCAGCUAUGGGCAGCUCCAUAGUCACCAAUUCUUUGGUUCUGGUUCAGUAUGAUAUACAACAUUUCUAA